GAGGAAGUCCAGCAGCUCACAGGAACUCAGUUAUUUAUUAUUUAACUUUAUGUUCUCAGGGACCUGAGUGAACUGUAGAAACAGAGCACAGUACAUAAUCUCCCAUUGAACAUGAAGGAAACCACUAAAUGUCUCUCACCCAAGGGUCACAGUUCACUAAGCUGAAAGGUGCCCUCCUAUUACCCAUGGCAAACAAGACAGAAACUUGUGAAGGGCAGAUUCUGAUCAAGUAUGCUGAAGAUGACUCCUGUGAAUCAUACCACAGCUGCAGUAGCAGUAUAGCGAAAUACAGUGAUGAAUCCUUUGCAUCCUACACUGAUGAAAAUGAGGAGAGUCGUCAAUCCUACAGUCAAUCGUUUGAAUCUUAUCAUCCUUUCAAUGAGGAUUUUGAACCAAAUACAGAAUCAGAAACCACAACAAUCAAAUCUGAAGUGAAGUCUCUGUCACCUUCAAAUUUCAAACAAGAAAUAAAAGAAGAAUUUGAAUGCUGUGAAGACCCUGAAGAUUUACUUGCAAAAGAAAAUUUUAUAGAAAAACGUAUUGGUAUAUUGAACAGUAAAAGGUUUGACUCUACUCCACUCCAAGAUGAAAAAUGUGUAGCAUCCCAAAAAGAGGCCACUCAGUCACUCCCAGUAGAAUCAGCACCUUUGCAAAUUUAUUACUGUAUGAAGAUUGACCAGAUUCAACAACAACUUCAAGCAAAAAAAUCAGAGUCCUAUAAACAUGGAAAGCGACAUUCAACCAAGCCAUUGAAAAGGGACACUGCUCCUCAGCAAAGCUGCAUUGUACCCCAGCAUCUGAUAAACCAAGUACGGCUUAAUUGCAUUUCAGAGACAGUUAAACAGAUUGUGGAAACCAGCAUGCAUCAACCCUCCGAAUGUGCUGCCUGCCUCGAGAAGGUCAGUAAGCUGGCAGAACACAACUUCCUCCGUGUCAAGAAGGUACAAUUGGAAGAAGCUUCUCUCCAAGAAAAAUUAGAGGAACACAUUUAUACCAAGAUUGUACAUGUCGCUGGACGAGAGAAUCAGAUUGCAGAUGCUUUACCAAGAGUUUGAAGCUUAAAGGGAAAAUUGGACAUUUAAAAACCUCGACUCUGAACUGGAAUGAUUUCUGUUGACACAAAGGAUUUGUAUAUAUAUUGUUAUAUUAAUGAAUACAUCUGGUAAUGUAUUAGUUUAAGUAUAUAGAUAAAUGUAAGAGAUAGUAUAAGCUGGGUUAAUAAAAAUGAAACCGUCUUUUUAAAUUAUGACAGCUC
Messenger RNA from Carcharodon carcharias (great white shark), 1255 nucleotides. RefSeq lists its product as uncharacterized. The transcript has 6 exons. The coding region runs from base 129 to 1055 and encodes 308 amino acids. The record is from RefSeq and is a predicted model, not a curated record. NCBI's taxonomy places the organism in Eukaryota, Metazoa, Chordata, Chondrichthyes, Lamniformes, Lamnidae.